AUGCCAUCAUUCCAAGCGAAUCUCUACACCACCUUCGCCCUCACCACUCUUCUCAUCCGUAUUAUCGGCACCCUCAUCUACUACCUCCCUCGCUUCACGCGGCCCCAUAAAACAUGGACCUACCGCCAAGUCAUCGCCGUAAGGCUUUACUCCCUAGGGUUGAAUCACUUAACAGCAAUUCAAUAUCACGCCCCCAAAACCCUUACCCCACGCCGUGAAGGCGACCGCUUCAUAAUCAUCAGCCCACCAGACACCACCACGUCCGACCAACUAGCACUCCAUUACUCCCGCAGCAGCAUCCUUACCAGCGUCCCAUCCAUCAGUCCCGUCCCUAUCGGCGCAGUAUGGCACCCUACCCUCCCCUCUUCCAAACCAGCUCGAGUAGUCCUUCACUUCCACGGUGGCGUGUACGUCGUCGACGGUGUCCGCCUCAACAUAAACGGCUGGAGCCCUAGAAUACUCAGCGAUGUAAUGAAAUCUCACGUCAUGCUGCCGCAGUAUCGCCUCUCCAUGGAAGAAAAUGCCUCGUUUCCUGCUGCCCUGGAAGAUGGGAUCACGGCUUAUGUGUAUCUUCUCGAGAAUCUGGGUUUAGAGCCUCAGAACAUAAUUCUGUCCGGUGAUUCGGCGGGCGGGAAUCUUGUCCUCUCCAUGAUUAGAUAUUUGGUCGAGGAGAAGACAAAAGGGACGGAGGCAUUACCAUUGUCUGCGGCUGCGUUGUUAUGGAGUCCGUGGUUGGAUUUAACAGAGAAUGGGGCGCGAAAGGUUGAUCAGCAUCCGCGUCGAUGGUGGGGUAUCAGGCGGGUAACGCCUAUGGGUUGGAAGAGGGGACAUCGUUUUCUGAGUCCCCUUGGAAAUGGGUUUAGGACUUUGGAAAUGCCGAUUUUCCUGCAGGCGGGGAUGGAGGAGGUUUUCUUUGAAGAUCAGGUGGCGUUUGUGGAGGAGAUGAGGCGGUUGCGGAAUGAUAUUGAGUUUUGUGAGGUGAAUGAUGCACCGCAUGAUAUUUUUAUGGCAGGGAAUGUGGUGAAACUCGAGAAGGAGGCGGAGGAGGCGAUGGAGAGCUAA
Messenger RNA from Aspergillus eucalypticola CBS 122712, 1062 nucleotides. Its product is annotated as alpha/beta hydrolase. Lineage: Eukaryota; Fungi; Ascomycota; Eurotiomycetes; Eurotiales; Aspergillaceae. Gene Ontology annotation, molecular function: hydrolase activity. The transcript has 2 exons. Bases 1 to 1062 code for a protein of 353 amino acids. The record is from RefSeq and is a predicted model, not a curated record.